AGAGGAAUGAUGCUACAGAGUCCAGAUAGAAGUCUUGAAAGCACCAGUUUGUGUGUGUUUAACGAACGUACGUACAUGGAUACAAGUUGUUUGAAGGAAGCGAGAGUGUGAAUAUUUUUCAACAAAAUUAGCGGUUUUGGUGAGAUGUUUCGAGGGCAUUUUGAGUUUGACCCAUCUUCCUCUAAACGUCGCCUAAUUAUAUAACUUCAUUCUCACUAUUUUUAGCACACACUCUCUUCUAGCCAUCCAAUUCUCCCCCUUUCAUCUCUCCCCUCUCUCUCCCUCGUUGAGAUUCCACCUCUGCUUCAAAUUUCAUCAAACCCCACGUAGAUACUAUACUCAUCACUCCUCUGCAUUCAUUCUCUCUCUCUCUCUCUCUCUCUCUCUCUCUCUCUCUCUCUCUCUCUCCCUCUCCCUCUCUCUCUCGCCUUCUCUCUCUCUCUCUCCCUCCCUCUCUCCCUCUCUCUCUCCCCCCCCCCUCUCUCCCCACACCUGUCUCUCCGCCUGCAUUUUGGUCUCAUUUCUUCAUCUGGCUUCUCAAGACUUCACAAGCCACCAUUUCACUUGUAAGUAGAGAUUAGAGUUCCUGAUGGAUGAUUGUCACUGAUCGCAGUACUAUGAAAUCUUCAUCCAAGUGGUUGCGAAGCUCAUAACUACUAUAAAUAUGCAUCAAGAAAGAAGUCCUGAUCCAGAUGGAGAAAUUAAAGUAAGUUUUGGAUAUUAUUGCAAUGAAAAGAAAAGUGCUUGUGAUAUUUCUGAUGAAUAUGAAACCCCUACUGGAAUUAAACUUCGAAGAACCAAUAGCUCUUUUUCUUGCUUCUCUGGUGCCGCCUUGAGUGCCAAUGCUACUUUGGCCAACACAAAUAUCUGCAAUGGAUUAAUUGGCGCAGAGAUUCUUCCAACGUGGGACUCACCCACUUCAUUCAGAAAGAUCCCCUCUUCUUCCUCAAUAUCUAAGUUGGACCUGCUAUCUAGUUCUCUUCACAGCAGUUUAUCAAAUUUGAGUUGUAGUCCAUCAACUCCAAGUGAGGCCACUGAAUCUGAUUUUUUGUCACUAAAGUCCAUGAGUGCCCCUUCAAGAAGCGAAGGUUUUCUCAAUGCCAUGGAAGUGCAAGUAGCAGGUGGGGCUGCCGGUGAAGAUCGAGUCCAAGCUGUUUGUUCUGAAGAAAAUGGCUGGCUUUUUUGCGCUAUCUAUGAUGGCUUCAACGGUAGAGAUGCUGCUGAUUUUCUGGCUGGUACACUGUAUGAUACUAUUGGGGUCUAUUUGAAUUUGUUAGAAUGGGAAUGCGAAUCCAAUCAAACAUCUGUUUUCCCGGAUCUGCUCGAGGAUGACAAAUUUGCCAAAGGGGGUAAAUCUAGUCUUAAGGUUGCAAGCACUGAAUUAUCAGGUAAAAGAUUGUCCAGCCUACCUAGACAAAGGGUGCUUGAUUGCCUUCAACGUGCUCUGUCUCAGGCUGAGAAUGAUUUCCUCUACAUGGUUGAGCAGGAAAUGGAGGAACGCCCUGAUAUAGUAUCUGUUGGAUCUUGUGUUUUGGUUGUGUUACUCCAUGGGAAGGAUUUGUACAUACUCAAUUUAGGUGACAGUCGAGCUGUAAUGGCAACAUACGUUGAAGUGGGCAUUACUAAAAACAAGGUUCUACAAGCUAUACAGCUAACUGAUAGUCAUACAGUUGACAACGAAGUUGAGAAAACCCAACUUUUAAAUAAUCAUCCUGAUGACCCCUUGGCAAUUGUGGGUGGAAAGGUGAAAGGAAAGUUAAAGGUCACUCGUGCCUUUGGAGUUGGUUACUUGAAAAAGCAAAUAUUGAAUGAAGCGUUAAUGGGCAUCCUUCGGGUUCGUAACCUUAAAAGUCCUCCAUAUGUCUCCACAGAGCCAUCCCUAUGUAUACAUGAAGUCUCGAAUGCUGAUCAUUUCAUCAUACUUGGGAGCGAUGGUUUGUUUGAUUUCUUUACAAAUGAUGAAAUUGUAAAGCUCGUCCAUUCUUAUAUCUUGUGCUAUCCUUGUGGAGAUCCAGCCAAAUUUUUGUUAGAACAGCUUGUACUGAGAGCAGCAGAUUGUGCAGGUUUCAGUACAGAAGAGUUGAUGAGUAUCCCUGCCGGUAGGAGAAGAAAAUAUCACGAUGAUGUAACUGUGAUUGUGAUCAUGCUGGGGACAAAUAAGCGAACAUCCAAGGCAUCAACUUGCCUAUAGAUUAAAUGUAAUGUAGUGGGCAGUUUAUCUCAAUAGCAGCUACUAUGCUGAUUUUGGACGUUUUUUGGUUUGUAUACGUAUUAAUGUGAAAUUCGAGUUAAUUUCUUUC
This is a messenger RNA of Daucus carota subsp. sativus, 2300 nucleotides long. RefSeq names its product probable protein phosphatase 2C 40. Lineage: Eukaryota; Viridiplantae; Streptophyta; Magnoliopsida; Apiales; Apiaceae. The transcript has 5 exons. The record is from RefSeq and is a predicted model, not a curated record. The coding region runs from base 665 to 2191 and encodes 508 amino acids. Gene Ontology annotation, molecular function: protein serine/threonine phosphatase activity. Gene Ontology annotation, biological process: protein dephosphorylation.